This is a messenger RNA of Symbiodinium sp. CCMP2592, 2415 nucleotides long. NCBI's taxonomy places the organism in Eukaryota, Dinophyceae, Suessiales, Symbiodiniaceae. The record is from the annotation of a GenBank genome assembly.
AUGCGACGUGCAGGCUCUGGCAAAGUGAAGUGGAACUACGAGAAAGUGCAGGGCAUCGCCAUGGCCAUGCGGGAGCACCUGCCGUUGGCAGUGAGAGACUUGAUAGAAGGCCCCAAUUGGAGGGGUGGCGCCAUCGUCCGACUCGAGUCAGACGUGGCACGACCGAGUGCGCUUGAGGUGUCCCGGCACUACUUCCUCCUGAAGCCUUGGGUUCAAGCACUCCCCACCACAGUGCCGAGCGCUUUUAUGAUCACUGACACUUUGCUACUGCUGAACCAGUUGCUCGAGCUGAAGCUCUUCCCUGUCAAGCCGGUUGAGUCAGUGAUCAACAACGCGGCCGCCGAGGCCGUGAAGAUCAAGAAGCUCCUUCAAGCUUUGAGGUACCUUUUUCGAUCGAGCGGCUCAAUUGCAGAUCGGUUCACGAAGGCAGGUAAGAACAGUCGCUUCACGAGAAUCGCGGAUUUGAAGCACGACCUUCGACCGAAGGAGAAGACACCUACGCCUACGAAGACGGAGGCGAAGACGGAAGGGGACAAGGCGGUCGAUGCCGAGUACCUCGCCUCGAUUGCCGACGAGGAGGCCGCUCCGAUUGCAGAUGUGGCUGUGGCUGCAUGGGAUCGAGGCUUCGUUAGUGCAAUUCCGCCGUGGCAGUUGGGAGAUCGCUCCGAAGAUGAUGAAGAGGACUUCUCGGACAAGGACUCAAUGAUUUUGCUGGCUGAACUGACCUCGGAGGAGGAGUUCAGUGAUGCUGAAGAUCCUCUAGAUCUCAAGCUCGAGGAGCUGCAGGCCGGUAUGUUCCCGCCAGAGGAUCCGGAGAAGACGGCCUCCUUUGCCGGAGCGUCGGAUGUUCCGUCGCCGCCGAGCUCUGCCGGCUCAUGCUCCGAGGAUAUGGAGAUGAUUGCCAGUGGCAAGAGAUUGCCACAGGACACCCGAAGUGGCAGCGACAUGGAGCCGCACACAUCACCGGAGAAGGAUGAAGCGACCGACCUCGAGAAGGCCGAGCAGAUCCUCAGUGAGGAAGCCUCGCAGGAGCAGACCGAGGCCGACGUGGAGCCGAAGAAGCGCCGAUCCGCUUUGAAGGAGUUCCCAUACGGGAACAAGGAUGCCAGGUCGUCUCGACAGGCUGGCAUUGGGCCGAAGAAGAGGAAGGGCCAGGAUGUGCAUGACUCGUCCAAGGACAGUGAGAUGCAGGAUGAGCAAAGCGAAGCCUACAUUGGGCCGAAGAAGAGGAAGGAGCAGGAUGCGGAUGACUCGUCCGAGGACAGUCAGAUGCAGGAUCAGCAAAGCGAAGCCUACAUUGGGCCGAAGAAGAGGAAGGACCAGGAUGCGGAUGACUCGUCCGAGGACAGUCAGACGCAGGAUCAGCAAAGCGAAGCCUACAUGGGGCCGAAGAAGACUGGGGACCAGGAUGCGCAUGACUCGUCCGAGGACAGUGGGGAUCAGCAAAGCGAAGUCGACAUUGGACCGAAGAAGACUGGGGACCAGGAUACGCAUGACUCGACCGAGGAUCAGCGAAGCGAAUCCGACAUUGGACCGAAGAAGACUGGGGAUCGUGAUGCGAGCGACAGCGACGUGCAAGGGCCUGGAGAGUCCAGCUCAGAGAAGGUGCUGCCAGCGAUAGGCUCGCCCGGUGAGGAUCUGCCCAGCGACUUCGACAGCCCGGGCCAGGAUGAGUGGGUGAAAGAAACCAUGCUGGAUGACGAUGAGGUGGACUUGGCGGCUAAGUUUUGGAGCUCCAGCGAGGAUGAUGCCAAAGAUGAGCCACCUCGUGCCCAUGAUCCCAAGGAUGACCCACCGGAUAUCUUUGCUGCCGGAAGCCCGUCCGGUUAUGCAGCCAGUGCCGAAGAGGCCGAUAGAUGGAAGCAAGACAGCCUUUUGAAGGAUGGAAGCUCACCCCUGGGAGAUGAAGCAGACUUGGAGUUGGACUCCAUGCUCGGAGCCGACGGCCGCGAUGAUGACCUGACGGCUGUUGGGGUGCAGAAGAAGCCGACGAGAAAGAAAGGCCAGGCCAAGAGCAGGGCUUUGCCGAAGAAGGUCAAGAAGGCCGGCUUCAACCGCAAAGGCGGCAGGCGCAAGAGGAAUAAGGUGGCCAAGAUCGCGAAGAAGGCCAAGGAGAUGGAGGAGGCGGCAACCGAGCCGUGUCGCCACGGCUCCUACGACCUCACGGCGCUUGGCAUCCCGAAGGACGCGCUGCCCCAGGGGGACAAGGCAAACAAAGGAGCACACUCGUAUACGGUGGCCUCGCCGGGAAACGAGUGUGCCGUGGAGGUGUUGCUGAGGAACCGCGCUUUCUACAGCAAGCGGCUUGCGACGGGUGCUCCGGGCCCCCGAGGACAGGUCGGGUGGGCUACUUUCCACGGUGUCGAAGCCGCGUGGUCCGAAGUGAAGAAAAGGGUCGGAUGGAGUGAUCAGUGA